Symbiodinium sp. CCMP2592 is the source of this 3309-nucleotide messenger RNA. Lineage: Eukaryota; Dinophyceae; Suessiales; Symbiodiniaceae. The record is from the annotation of a GenBank genome assembly.
AUGGCAGACUCCACCCCGCAGGAAUCGCAGGUGUCUUGCCCGGUGUUGCAGCGCGUGGCCUUGGCCCCAUUCGGCCGCUUGCGUGCAGACGAUGUGAUCUACUCACAGCCGAAUUCGGUCGGUUUCCUCUCUUUCGGAGGGCCCUUGGCUGGUGCGGAGGCAAGUGCAUUGACAUCGGAGACGCCCAGAACAGCUCGCGGGAGAUCCAGGGCCGAGUCGGUGAUGCUCACGCCCGAGACCCACGGGGAGGCGCUCCAGCCCGUGAGCUUGUCCGAGGAUGAGCCGCGCGCAUCAGCCCUUGCUGCGCCGUCGCAGGUGCUCCAGAACGUCCAGGAGGAUGAAUGGCACCCGGAGGAAGUGCCCAGUCAGGAAAAAGUUUAUCUUUGGACUCCAAGCUUGGCGAGCCAACAAUCGCCCUCGCUUUCCUUGAACUUCCCUGUGCUGCAGCCGAUUCCGACUGUCCGCUCCCCCUUCGCGAAGAAGGCCCCUGGGCGCCCGAGCAUCCCAACGUCUCUGACGCCGAUGAAGCCGCCGCGGCCAGCGCAGUUGCGACCGGCAGCUGCAGUUGAGCCGUGGCCGGACGCUCCAGUGGAGGUACCCCCGAUGGCUUCAGACCUACCUUCGCUGCCACCGCAUGAGUUGCCACCUGCACGGAGCCUGCUGGACGAGGUGCUUCCGCCGCCUUCAGCAGAUUUGCUUCUGCUAUCGCAGCAAGAACUAGUCCAGGAUCGGCAAGAGCCAUUGUGGGUGGCUUCGCCCACGCCACCCUCGCUGGGAGCAGGAGAUCUGGAGGAUGUGGCAUCUUCACAAAAGUAUGCGUGGAGCAUUCCCGCACCCUCAGAUGAGGACGACGACAUGGCGCCUGCCCGUGAGAUCGCCUCCGAGGAGGAGAUUCCUCCGGGGCAGCCGAGCCCCGUGUCACCGCGAAGUACGCAGCGCCGGUCAGAGGCCGCCUCGCCAGCGGAGGAGCCGACGGGACAGCAGGCAGAGCGGCACAGAGCUGCAGAGGCAGCCGCAGAGAAGGAGCGAGUUGAGGCGGAGCGCUGCAGAGCUGCAGAGGCCGCCGCAGAGAAGAAGCGAGUGGAGGCCGAGCGCCGCAAAGUUGCAGAGGCAGCAGAAAGGGAGCGAGUGGAGGCCGAGCGCCGCAAAGUUGCAGAGGCAGCAGAAAGGGAGCGAGUGGAGGCCGAGCGCCGCAAAGUUGCAGAGGCAGCAGAAAGGGAGCGAGUGGAGGCCGAGCGCCGCAAAGUUGCAGAGGCAGCAGAAAGGGAGCGAGUGGAGGCCGAGCGCCGCAAAGUUGCAGAGGCAGCAGAAAGGGAGCGAGUGGAGGCCGAGCGCCGCAAAGUUGCAGAGGCAGCAGAAAGGGAGCGAGUGGAGGUCGAGCGCCGCAAAGUUGCAGAGGAAGCAGAAAGGGAGCGAGUGGAGGCCGAGCGCCGCAAAGUUGCAGAGGCAGCAGAAAGGGAGCGAGUGGAGGCCGAGCGCCGCAAAGUUGCAGAGGCAGCAGAAAGGGAGCGAGUGGAGGCCGAGCGCCGCAAAGUUGCAGAGGCAGCAGAAAGGGAGCGAGUGGAGGCCGAGCGCCGCAAAGUUGCAGAGGCAGCAGAAAGGGAGCGAGUGGAGGCCGAGCGCCGCAAAGUUGCAGAGGCAGCAGAAAGGGAGCGAGUGGAGGCCGAGCGCCGCAAAGUUGCAGAGGCAGCAGAAAGGGAGCGAGUGGAGGCCGAGCGCCGCAAAGUUGCAGAGGCAGCAGAAAGGGAGCGAGUGGAGGCAGAGCGCUGCAAAGUUGCAGAAGCAACAGAGAAGGAGCGAGUGGAGGCAGAGCUCCGCAAAGUUGCCAUGGCAGCAGAGAAGGAGCGAGUGGAGGCAGAGAGCCGCAGAGUUGCAGAGGCAGCCGCAGAGAAGCAGCGAGUGCAGGCAGAGUGCCAGGCAGCGGCUGAAGCGGAAGCGGCAGAGAAGGAGAAACCACUUAAGGCCUCGCACUCCGCACCCGGAACUGUGUGCCAGUGGCUGCAGGCGGAACGCAGCAAAGCCCUAGCAGAGACCGAGGCGACAGAGAAGCGACUUCAGGUUCUCAGACAGGCACGGCCAUGCCGUCAGCACAGCGAGGAUGAGGCGCGUGAGGCGCAGGGGAAGGCCGCCCUCCUGGCUGACGCCUUCAAGCGGAAGCUGCAGGAGCUGCUUGCGGGUACCGGGAAGAAGGCAGAAUGCUCCGAAGCGGAGGAAGCAGAAACAGCAGAGAAGAAAAGACGACUUCAGGCCGCGGAAGCAGAAGCAGCGGAACAAGAAAGGCGGCUUCAGGAAGAGCGCCGCAAGGCUGCGGAAGCAGAAGCAGCAGAGAAACAAAGGCGGCUUCAGGAAGAGCUUCGCAAGGCCGCGGAAGCAGAAGCAGCGGAACAGGAAAGACGGCUUCAGGAAGAGCGCCGCAAGGCUGCGGAAGCAGAAGCAGCAGAGAAGCAAAGGCAGCUUCAGGAAGAGCUACGCAAGGCCGCGGAAGCAGAAGCAGCGGAACAGGAAAGACGGCUUCAGGAAGAGCGCCGCAAGGCUGCGGAAGCAGAAGCAGCAGAGAAGCAAAGGCAGCUUCAGGAAGAGCUUCGCAAGGCCGCGGAAGCAGAAGCAGCGGAACAGGAAAGGCGGCUUCAGGAAGAGCGCCGCAAGGCUGCGGAAGCCGAAGCAGCAGAAAAGCAAAGGCGGCUGCAGGAAGAGCUUCGCAAGGCCGCGGAAGCAGAAGCAGCGGAACAGGAAAGGCGGCUUCAGGAAGAGCGACGCAAGGCUGCGGAAGCAGAAGCAGCAGAGAAGCAAAGGCAGCUUCAGGAAGAGCUUCGCAAGGCCGCGGAAGCAGAAGCAGCAGAACAGGAAAGGCGGCUUCAGGAAGAGCGCCGCAAGGCUGCGGAAGAAGAAGCAGCAGAGAAGCAAAGGCAGCUUCAGGAAGAGCUUCGCAAGGCCGCGGAAGCAGAAGCAGCGGAACAGGAAAGACGGCUUCAGGAAGAGCGCCGCAAGGCUGCGGAAGAAGAAGCAGCAGAGAAGCAAAGGCAGCUUCAGGAAGAGCUUCGCAAGGCCGCGGAAGCAGAAGCAGCGGAACAGGAAAGACGGCUUCAGGAAGAGCGCCGCAAGGCUGCGGAAGCAGAAGCAGCAGAGAAGCAAAGGCAGCUUCAGGUGGAUUGGCGGCUUGCACUUAUAACUCCUGCAUGCGAGGGGUUCGAGGCAGUUGGUUUCUGCGUGCAGCCCUGUCAGGAAGAGCUCCGCAAGGGGGUGGAAGCGCAGGCGGCACUGAAGGAACAGCGGCUUCAGGCGUACUGGUCGACCGGCGUCUUUCACUGA